Neomonachus schauinslandi (Hawaiian monk seal) is the source of this 1622-nucleotide messenger RNA. Its product is annotated as N-acetyllactosaminide alpha-1,3-galactosyltransferase-like. Gene Ontology annotation, biological process: carbohydrate metabolic process. Gene Ontology annotation, cellular component: membrane; Golgi apparatus; vesicle. The record is from RefSeq and is a predicted model, not a curated record. Gene Ontology annotation, molecular function: hexosyltransferase activity. The coding region runs from base 81 to 1076 and encodes 331 amino acids. The transcript has 5 exons. Lineage: Eukaryota; Metazoa; Chordata; Mammalia; Carnivora; Phocidae.
CAGCUUACUCUGGAUACAUCGUGUACCAUUGUGCUAUAUUUAAUCUACUUUUAUCUGUUUCUUUUUCCUCUCAGGAAAGGAUGAAAUAUGGAAGAAAAAUAAUUCAAUUGUUAUUAUUUUUAUUGUUUCUAUGGGCUUUGCACAGACAGUAUCAUUUCAGCACAAAGAAACUACAGAAGAUACACCGGUGCUGGUUUGUGGAUACUCAAUCAAAAGAAUUAGAGCUAUCAGACUGGUUUUCUCCCAGUGAAUACAUGAACCUGUCGACCACCAGCUGGUCAGCUCCGGUUGUAUGGGAUGGCACUUUCAAUGAAGAAGUAUUGGAAGAGUAUUAUGAAAAACAUAAAAUUACUGUGGGAUUGACUGUAUUUGCUGUAGGAAGAUAUAUUGACCACUACUUGAAGAAAUUUGUAUUAUCUGCAGAUGAGUUUUUUAUGGUUGGCCAUAAAGUCAUAAUUUAUGUCCUGAUAGAUGACUUCUCCAGGAUGCCUUGGAUACAGCUGGGUCCCCUCCGUUCGAUCAAAGUGUUUGAAAUUAAGCGAGAGAAGAGAUGGCAAGAUAUCAGUAUGAUGCGCAUGAAGGUUAUUAGUGAACAUGUUAUGGAUCAUAUCCAAUAUGAAGUUGACUUUCUCUUCUGCAUGGACGUGGAUCAAAUCUUCAUAAGGAAAUAUGGAUUGGAGACUCUGGGGGAGUCAGUAGCUCAGUUACAUGCUUAUUGGUACAAGGAAGAUCCUACAGUGGUGCCAUAUGAAAGAAGUGAGUUAUCAGAAGCAUAUAUACCUUUUGGUAUGGGAGAUUUUUAUUACCAUGCUGCUGUAUUUGGUGGCACUCCCAUUCAAGUUCUCAAUAUUGCCAGGGAGUGCUUAAAAGGAAUCAUGAAUGACAAGAAAAACAGCAUCGAAGCAGUGUGGCAUGAUGAAAGUCACUUAAACAAGUACUUCUUUCUCCAUAAACCCACUAAACUCUUAUCACCAGAAUAUUGCUGGGAUUUUACUAAAACAGAUGUUCCUUUUAUUUACAGUAUCAAACUCUUUUGGGCUAAAAAGGAUUAUGAACAUCUUAGGGUGACAAUGUAAUUAUAUAGCACUUCCUUCAGGUUGCUGAAGUUAAGAGCAUCAUUUUGUCUUAUUCCUUAGGAAAUUAGCACUUGAUAAAUUUUACCACUAAAAAAAAGAAUCACUAACAAAAUGGCAAGGCCACCAACACAGCAUACUCAUACUUUUCCUCAUAUUCAUUUUGAAUUGUAUAAGAUGGGAUAUAGCAGUUGCAGAAUGAAUGUAUUGACAUCAGAUGGAGAUACAGUGAUUUCAUAUCCUGUGUGAGUGUUGAGGAAAUAUUAUUUGUUGGAUCACAAUGAACAAAAUAGAAUCUCUCACAAGAAAAUGAAACCUGAAAUAUUUUUAUUGAUCCAUGUAGAUACACAUUUCUCAUAUUGCGUAAGAAAGGGGAUUGUCUAGAGGUGUGGAUAAGAAGUCACUGCAAGAAUAGUAAUAUUCUCUCUAUGUAAAACAUUAAAGACGUUAAAGUUGCCACCAGAUGGACAGAUAAUUACUUAGGAAACUGAGUCAUUCAAAAAAAUUUUGAAUUUGUAGUUUUAAAACUUUGUAAAGUUGUUUGUUGUA